UGUCAACUAAACACUCCUUUGAGCCUUAUGGUUUUGCUCCCUAUAUAACACAGUGCUUAGUUAACAACAACUUGACCUAUUCACAAACACUCACAGCAGCAUCAUCAGCAGUCAUGGGAACAACGAAGAGGCCUGUGGUUUACUUUUGCUUGAGUUUUCUUCUCCGGAUGUUGUUGAUCGUGGCCUCGACAAUUAGUGCUGUGACCAUGGUAACUAGCAAGGAUACCCAAUAUUGGUACGAUCCAGGGACUGAGUAUGACAGUGGAACCUAUUCCGUCAAAUUCACUGAUUCACCCUCAUUCAUAUAUUUUGUUGCGGCAUUAUCUGUGGCGGGCGUUUAUGGUAUCAUUACCAAGUUAUCAUCUUGUUUAGUCAUCUGCUUAGCGCCAUCUUCAUCAAUGAUGUUGGUUCUCUUUGCGUUUUUUGAUGUGUUGAUAUUGGGAGUGGUAGCCUCAGCAACUGGGAGUGCCGGUAGUGUUGCAUAUAGCAUACUCAAGGGUGAUCUUUGCUCUACUUACAACCGCUACUGUCGACAUCUAGGAGUCGCCUUGGGGUUCGCCUUAUUUUCCUCAGUUUUGCUUGUCGUUCUUCUAUGGACCUCCCUAAUUAGUCUCUACAAAAGGAUCCCCAAACAAAACUUUGAGACACCACAACCACUUUCACAGUCUCCGUUACAAACCCCACCACAAGCGCAGACCUUACAGACUCCACCACAGGCACAAGAAGGAACUAAAACAUAUGCAUAUUAACGCCUUGCCUUACUUGUGCUCCGGCCAAAAACAACUAUCGUGUGUCUAGCUUGACAUGCAUACAUUGUUGACAUAUUCUCUAUCCGCUUAAAAAUUUAGGAUUGAUGAUUGUCUACAUGUGGUAUCAUCAUCGGAGCUUUGGGCAAUUGGGUGUUACAAAGUCGUGGGUUUGAAUUCAAAUUCCCCGUUUGUUUUGUUGGUUUGCUAGGUUCAUGUGAUGAAAUGUGCGAGCUAAAAUAAAUUGAUUAUUGGCUCAUACGUACGUAAUGAGGCUUUCUUGUAAAUGUAAAUACAUAUGUUUAUCCAUCGGGUACGUACCAAGCUAA
Molecule: messenger RNA, 1075 nt
Organism: Rosa chinensis
Lineage: Eukaryota; Viridiplantae; Streptophyta; Magnoliopsida; Rosales; Rosaceae
Product: CASP-like protein 1
Exons: 3
Coding region: 114-749 (211 amino acids)
Source: RefSeq, a predicted model, not a curated record